AUGAAGGCCACCACUCUCAUCUCGUUGCUGCUGCUUGCAGUUUCGAUCUGUCUGGUCUCGGCCGCCUCCGAGCUCAGUCAAGGAGUUAAGGCGCGUCAGGUUAUUGACACAACGCUCACCGUCCCAGGAUGUGCUGGCGGCCCUGAUUGUACUGCAGCCGCAACUUACUGGUCCGAUUGUCAACUUGCUUAUACCGUUGACAUGCCACUUGACCCUUCGUCCUUCGCCCGAUCCUGCCUCUGCCCUCCUAGUCGCGCUAUGCCAUCGCACCCUGACUGGUUCUCGAGACUCAAGUCCUGCAUCAUCUGUAUUGAGAUGGUCGUUGGCAACCAAGGUCCAGGCCAGCCCUUCUACAUGCAAGUGGAUGCUCUCACCGGAUCAUCAAGCAGCUCGGUCGGCUUUUGUAAGAACACUUUGAAUACGGUGGACUUCACCCGAAAGAUCAAGGAGGUUGCCAACGCCAAGCAUUUCCCUCUCACUCUCCCAGAAGCCGUCCUGCCAGAUAAGAAGCGUCGGGAUGUGACCCAGGCUACUAUCGCCAAUGAGACUCUCAUCCGUACCGCCUCCGCCUCUCGUUCUCAUCGAAGCUCCAACCACACACGUCCCCAUCCAAUCUUCAACUUUACACAUCCCUCGACCCUAGUCACCGUCUCGCAGCCUCCAUGCCUUCCUCAUGUAGGCACACUGUCACAACUGGAUAGCCGACCAACAUCCAUGGAGUCCUUGGUAGAGAUCACAUGGUCGACCGUUCCAAGCUUCUCUGCGAUUCCUAUGCCUACUUCUACUUCGGUGUCCUUGGUUGAGAUUACGUGGUCUACUGUCCCAAGCUUCUCUGCAUCUCCGUUCCCUACACCUACGUCGGAAUCCUUGGUUGAGAUUACAUGGUCUACUGUCCCAAGCUUCUCUGCGUCUCCGUUCCCUACACCUACCUCGGAAUCCUUGGUUGAGAUUACAUGGUCUACUGUCCCAAGCUUCUCCGCAACUCCUAUGCCAACUUCUACCUCGAAGUCUUUGGAUGUGUUCAAAUCUGAGCCUGGUACGGGAGUACAGCUUCGCCCGCGCCUUUCCAAGCGACACUACCCGUACAUGCUUCUUGGCAGCCCUGAAAACCACCUCGUCAGAUCCUGCGUCUCUUCCAACAUCUGCCACAAGGCCGGCUUCAUCUACACUAGCUCCAUGGCUAACAACCGAACCUGGUUUAUGCUCUGCGAUCUACACUACAAAGAAUGGUUGGAGUCCGCCAAGGUCUGUACUCGAUGCAUCGCCCGCUCCCUGCCCCAGCCCUUCUACCGCCUUCCGCUCCCCGAGAUGGUCGUCUCAUCCCUGGUCCAAUACUGCAGCAACAAGACCGAUGAGGUGGUGCCCGCGGGCAAGCCCAGCCGCGAGGACCGCCUGCACGAGAAUGGGACUCAGAUCUCGCACAUCUACUCUGCGCCCGUCCUCUUCUUCAACAUGACCCUGUUCAGCAGUGGACGUGCUAGGGCAAUCGAUCGAUCGACCUGUAUGGUUUGCAUCGAGAGCAGCGGUACAUGGAUUUCUUUGCAACCACGAGCUUCUCUUCUCCUUCUCUCCUCUGCAUACACGGUCAUCUUGCGAUACGCUGAGGUGCGCUGCGGAUUAUCCCGUCAAGAAAAGAGCCUUUCGUUGAGUCGUUGCGAGUUUGAUUUGGUGAGAGAUCCAUCUCAUGGCGCUCGAUAG
This is a messenger RNA of Drepanopeziza brunnea f. sp. 'multigermtubi' MB_m1, 1698 nucleotides long. RefSeq lists its product as uncharacterized. NCBI's taxonomy places the organism in Eukaryota, Fungi, Ascomycota, Leotiomycetes, Helotiales, Drepanopezizaceae. The record is from RefSeq and is a predicted model, not a curated record.